GGGUAGUAAGCUAUAUAUCGUGCCUACAAGUUACGCUAAUUAGCAGAUUAGCUGUAGCUAAUUAAGCUCAAUAUACAAAAUUAUAAAUAAUGUAUGAAGAGACUUCAGAAUAUAAGCACAUUAACAUAGAACAAGAAGUAAGGGAGGUAUAAUGGAGGGGUUUCCAGAAAUAGAAAGUAGAUCAAAAGGAGCAUGGUUAACGUGGAAAGAUCUAUGGGUUACGGUGACGGACGAGAAAAGUAGAUCCAAACCGGAGCCGAUAUUGAAAGAGGUAACGGGAUAUGCAGAGCCAGGAGAGGUUUUGGCCGUUAUGGGUCCUUCUGGUUGUGGGAAGACCGUUCUCUUAGAUGCCUUAGCAGGGAGGUUGCGGUCAAACAUGAGGCACAAUGGAGACAUUUUGCUCAAUGGUCAAAAACAGGGUCUCGCUUUUGGUAAUUCGGCAUAUGUUGGACAAAGAGACAUCUUAAUGGAAACACUAACAGUAAGAGAAGCAAUAUACUAUUCAGCUCUACUUCAACUUCCCAAUUCAAUCCCCAAAUCAGAUAAAUUAACAAGAGCCGACAUGGUUAUAAACAAGAUGGGUUUGGAGGAUUGUCGCAAUAAAAUAAUAGGAGGACGGACAUUAACAAGUAUAAGUGGUGGUCAAAGGAGGAGAGUUAGCAUUUGUAUGGAGAUCAUAAAACGACCCAAGCUUUUGUUCUUAGAUGAGCCGACGAGUGGGCUGGAUAGCGCCGGAUCUUAUCAUGUUAUGAGUUAUAUUAUCAAGUUUGCGGAAGAAGAAGGUGUGACUGUUAUUGCAUCUAUUCAUCAACCAAAUAGUGAAGUGUUUGAGCUUUUUCAUAAGCUUUGCCUUCUCUCUUAUGGAAAACUUGUCUAUUUUGGUCCUGUCUCUAAUGCAAAUACGUUCUUCUCUUGGUAUGGUUUCCCAUGCCCAAGUAUGAGAAAUCCAUCUGAUCACUACCUUAGAACCAUCAAUAAUGAUUUUGAACUGGAACUUGAAGGGAAAAUUAGCACAGAAAAUGCAAUAAAUUUUCUUGUGCGAGCAUACAAAUCAUCCGAAGAGUAUCAACAAGUUCAAACACGAGUAUUCGAGAUAUGUCAACAUGAAUCCCAAAUGCAAGAGAGACGAAGUGAAACAAGUUUUAUCACGCAAUCUCUUGUUCUGACUCAAAGGUCAUUCAUAAAUAUGUACCGUGAUGUUGGUUACUAUAGGCUUCGCUUAGGUAUAUAUGUGGGAAUUUGUCUUUUUCUAGGGUUGCUCUUUCGUGGUCUUGACGACACUUACGCAUCAAUUCAAGCAAGAGUUUUAAUGCUCGUGUUCAUUGCUGGAUUCUUGACUUUCAUGGCCAUUGGAGGGUUUCCUUCUUUCGUUGAAGACAUGAAGAUAUUUCAUCAAGAAAGGCUAAAUGGAUAUUAUGGUGUUGGUGCAUUUGUUCUUAGCAACACAAUCUCUUCUCUUCCAUACUUAUUCAUCAUCUCCUUUAUUCCCGGAGCAAUAACAUAUUACUUAUCUGGUCUACGAACACAAUUCCAAUACUUCAUCUUCUUUGCACUUCUUCUUUUCGCCACCAUGACAUUAGUAGAAAGCAUGAUGAUGAUUGUGGCAAGCAUUGUGCCAGAUUUUCUUAUGGGUAUCAUCACUGGUUCGGGAAUUCAAAGCCUUAUGAUGCUAACCGCAGGCUUCUUUCGAACACCCAAUCAACUUAUUAAGCCUAUUUUUAAGUACCCAAUGUAUUAUAUAUCAUUUGGUACGUAUGCAAAUCAAGGGUUCUUCAAAAAUGAGUUUAAUGGACUUGUUUUCUACAAUGGUGAUAAAGAUCAUGGAGAACAAAUGCUUAAGGGUGAAGAUAUAUUAAAAAAUAACUUACAAGUACAAGUUAGCUACUCAAAAUGGUUUGAUCUUGCUAUCUUGUUAGGUAUGAUUAUGAUUUAUCGUUUUAUUUUUUUUGUUAUAAUUAAGGUUUUUGAGAUUCGCCAAAAACGAUCUUACAAAAAAAGAUAG
Messenger RNA from Amaranthus tricolor (Joseph's coat), 2002 nucleotides. RefSeq names its product ABC transporter G family member 1-like. The transcript has 8 exons. Gene Ontology annotation, cellular component: membrane. Gene Ontology annotation, molecular function: ATP hydrolysis activity; ATP binding; ABC-type transporter activity. The coding region runs from base 152 to 2002 and encodes 616 amino acids. Lineage: Eukaryota; Viridiplantae; Streptophyta; Magnoliopsida; Caryophyllales; Amaranthaceae. The record is from RefSeq and is a predicted model, not a curated record.